This is a messenger RNA of Topomyia yanbarensis, 1633 nucleotides long. RefSeq names its product homeobox protein vnd-like. Bases 323 to 1633 code for a protein of 436 amino acids. The transcript is spliced from 3 exons. Gene Ontology annotation, molecular function: RNA polymerase II cis-regulatory region sequence-specific DNA binding; DNA-binding transcription factor activity, RNA polymerase II-specific. Gene Ontology annotation, cellular component: nucleus. The record is from RefSeq and is a predicted model, not a curated record. Gene Ontology annotation, biological process: cell differentiation; regulation of transcription by RNA polymerase II. NCBI's taxonomy places the organism in Eukaryota, Metazoa, Arthropoda, Insecta, Diptera, Culicidae.
GAUGGACGCGGUAGACCUUUGGGGACGUUCGACAGAACAAGUGGUUCCGGUAGUUGUCCCCGCCGUUCUACAGAUAUAGUGUUGUGCUUCCAAAGUUUCCCUACCCUACAUAUCUACUGUCGGUGCUCCCGAAUAUCAAGUGCCAAAAUAAACACUCGUUUCGAACGGAUUCCGCCGAAGAGAGGGUUUGACUUAUCAAUUAGUGAUUUUUGUGAACUUCAUUGAAUAGCUAAUCAAGCACCAGAACCCCUCCAGGCAGGUUGUUGAGUUCAAGUGAGACAAUUAUACCGAGUUAGAGGACCCACUCCUCCUGAACAGAACCAUGGCAAACAUGUGCAACAGUAGCGCCUCCGGAGCCAAUACCGGCCAGAGCACCGGAUCGAUUCCCACGGCAGUCGCUGCUUACGAUGAGUACUACGAUUCCAGCUGGCAGCUCAUUCCACCGGAUUACGGAGCCACCGAGUAUGACUAUAGAAUCCUGGAUAGUAUGAAAAUACCAUCCGUCCAGCGGUCCAGCUUCCACAUCAGCGACAUCCUGGAGCUCAACAGCCACAAUGCUCAAAACAAGGAGUACCCACACGCACAGCAACACUCCAGUAGUGCGGCUUCCUCCGACCAGCAUCCUCCCUCACAAGGAGACAUCGUCCCCCCUGAAGAUUAUCCGUCGCAACAGGAACAAGCUCACCUAACGCAGUACAACAAUUCCAACGCCUACGUCCCACAGCAGUCAGCGGUAACACAUCCAGGCUACAGCGAACCUCCCUACUACCACUAUUCGCAUCACUUAUUCCCGGGAAGUUCUGGUUCAUCCACGUUCUCCACCCGAUAUUACGACAACAACGGCAGUACUGAUUAUGUACCUGCCCUGAUCCAGCAGAACAUCGAGAACGGUAUCCAUCAGCAGGUCAGUCCGGACAGUACCUCUCCGGUGACGGAAAUGUCCUCUUACACAACGAUUGGCAACUACAACAUUCCAUCGGUCAUCGAGACUUCGGAGCGGUUAGAAAGGGCGGACAUCGAUGGUAAUAACAACACUAACAAUGCGUGCGAUGGAGACUCGCUGGACGAUAGUAUAGAAGUCGGUAACUCGGGUGACGACCGAGCUGGCAGUGAAGGUGGAACUGGUGGUGCAAACGGUCAAAAGAAGCGCAAACGUAGAAUAUUAUUUUCUAAAUCUCAAACCUACGAGCUGGAACGGAGGUUCAAACAGACGAGAUACCUGUCCGCUCCGGAACGGGAACACUUGGCGAAGAUGAUCCACCUGUCUCCGACGCAAGUUAAGAUUUGGUUCCAGAACCAUCGCUAUAAGACGAAGCGAGCGCAAACCGAGAAGCACUCGCACUAUUCGCAUCAGCUGGGAAGCUCACCCAAGCGAAUCAACGUGCCAGUGUUGGUACGGGAUGGUAAACCGUGUCUGGGAUCGACAUCACUGGGGACAGUGAAAACUAGUCAGGAUGCGAGGCAACAUUCCCAUCAGCAACAUUUUCUGUCGGGCAGUAUUCAUUCGCUGGUUAGCGCUGGUGGUGGUGGUGGUUCCGAGCACAGUCCGGUCGGUAUCGGUUACCAGCCCGGGGUUGUACGAAGUAUUAUGCAGAACCACAGCGGAGGGAACAACGCAGGCUGGUGGCCGUGA